Notechis scutatus (mainland tiger snake) is the source of this 783-nucleotide messenger RNA. RefSeq names its product Parkinsonism associated deglycase (gene PARK7). Lineage: Eukaryota; Metazoa; Chordata; Lepidosauria; Squamata; Elapidae. Gene Ontology annotation, biological process: glycolate biosynthetic process; glyoxal metabolic process; response to oxidative stress. Gene Ontology annotation, molecular function: oxidoreductase activity, acting on peroxide as acceptor. Gene Ontology annotation, cellular component: nucleus; cytoplasm; mitochondrion. The record is from RefSeq and is a predicted model, not a curated record.
CAGCGCGAGAGCGAGCGGAGCUGUGACCGAGAUUGAGCAACCGCCGCUGCUUCCCGAUGGGCUCCAAACGAGCGCUGGUGAUCUUGGCCAAAGGCGCCGAAGAAAUGGAAACGGUCAUCCCCACGGAUCUGAUGCGCAGGGCAGGAAUUUCUGUGACGGUAGCGGGCCUGUCCGGAAAGGAGCCAGUGCAGUGCAGCCGUGAUGUGGUGAUUUGUCCCGAUACAAGUUUGGAAGAAGCCCGAAAAAAGGGGCCGUACGAUGUGGUGGUCCUGCCUGGAGGUAACCUGGGAGCUCAGAACUUGUCAGAGUCUCCCCUCGUGAAAGACAUCCUGAAGGAUCAGGACACCAAGAAGGGGCUCAUCGCAGCCAUUUGCGCAGGUCCCACGGCUCUCCUGGCGCAUGGAAUCGGCUUUGGAAGCAAGGUGACCACUCACCCCUUGGCCAAAGACAAGAUGAUGGACGGAGAUCACUACAAGUACUCGGAGAAUCGGGUGGAAAAAGAUGGACACAUCAUGACGAGCCGAGGACCGGGCACCAGUUUCGAAUUCGGCCUGGCGAUCGUGGAAACGCUGCUGGGGAAGGAAGUGGCCGCCCAGACGAAGGCACCCCUCGUCCUUAAGGACUAGAAGCAUGACACAGCCAGAAAGCCUCGCUGGUUUCGUUUUUACAACCAGGAAUUUAAUUUUUUUCUCCCGCACCACUUAGCGGGCGAAGGAACGGAGCGUGGCUGCCAACGACCCUUGUGGCAACUUCAUUCAUGCAAUAAAAGAGGAUUUGAAUGGA